Messenger RNA from Sus scrofa (pig), 18945 nucleotides. RefSeq names its product solute carrier family 8 member A1 (gene SLC8A1). Gene Ontology annotation, biological process: cell communication; calcium ion import across plasma membrane; sodium ion transmembrane transport. The record is from RefSeq and is a predicted model, not a curated record. Lineage: Eukaryota; Metazoa; Chordata; Mammalia; Artiodactyla; Suidae. Gene Ontology annotation, cellular component: postsynapse; axon; sarcolemma. Gene Ontology annotation, molecular function: calcium:sodium antiporter activity.
UUCAGAAGACUUCACUUUCCUCGGCUUUGGCAAAGGACCGGCCCCUAAAUUAUGAGUGUGUGUGUGUGUGUGUCCCUAUCCAUUUUCUGGGGUAUCCGCGCUUCUUUGGGAGUGAAAUUGCUCGGGCUGGUGCGUCUGGUCUUUGAGUGUGCCCGCCUGCCAGUGCCGGCUGCUGGAGGAAGAAAGGCUGCUAAGGAGAGAUGCUGCACCCUGCACCGCUCUGGGGCUUGAGGAUUCAGGGCGCGAAGAGCUAAGUUCACCCGGAAAGCAGCGCUGCUGGGGAUCCAGGCGUCCCCACCCACUGGGCUCCGCUCCGCGGUCAUCCUUCCUCCUGGUAAUCCCUGGGGUCUCCCCCAAGGCCACGCGCUAGGUGGGGACAUUUGCAAUGCUGCCAUCCUACAACAUGCUGCAAUUACAUCUCUCACCCACCUUUUCAAUGGGAUUUCAUCUGUUGGCCAUGGUGGCCCUCUUGUUUUCUCACGUGGACCAUAUAAGUGCUGAGACUGAAAUGGAAGAAGGCAAUGAGACCAGCGAGUGUACUGGUUCCUAUUACUGUAAGAAAGGGGUGAUUUUACCCAUUUGGGAGCCCCAGGACCCUUCCUUCGGGGACAAAAUUGCUAGAGCUACUGUGUAUUUCGUGGCCAUGGUCUACAUGUUCCUUGGUGUCUCUAUCAUUGCCGACCGGUUCAUGUCCUCUAUAGAAGUCAUCACAUCUCAAGAAAAAGAAAUAACCAUAAAGAAGCCCAAUGGAGAGACCACCAAGACAACUGUGAGGAUCUGGAAUGAGACGGUCUCUAACCUAACCUUGAUGGCCCUGGGAUCUUCAGCUCCAGAGAUUCUCCUUUCAGUCAUUGAAGUGUGUGGCCAUAACUUCACAGCCGGAGACCUUGGUCCUAGCACCAUUGUGGGAAGUGCUGCAUUCAAUAUGUUCAUCAUCAUAGCACUUUGUGUUUACGUGGUCCCAGAUGGGGAGACAAGGAAGAUUAAGCAUUUGCGUGUGUUUUUUGUGACGGCAGCCUGGAGCAUCUUUGCCUAUACCUGGCUUUACAUUAUCCUGUCUGUCAUCUCUCCUGGAGUCGUGGAGGUCUGGGAAGGUUUGCUUACAUUCUUCUUCUUUCCUAUCUGUGUUGUGUUUGCUUGGGUGGCAGAUAGGAGGCUUCUGUUUUAUAAGUAUGUCUAUAAAAGGUACCGAGCUGGCAAGCAGAGAGGAAUGAUUAUUGAACAUGAAGGAGAUAGACCAUCUUCCAAGACUGAAAUUGAAAUGGAUGGGAAAGUGGUCAAUUCUCACGUUGACAAUUUCUUAGAUGGUGCUCUGGUUCUGGAGGUUGAUGAGAGAGACCAAGAUGAUGAGGAGGCCAGGCGAGAAAUGGCUCGGAUUCUGAAGGAACUCAAGCAGAAGCAUCCAGAGAAAGAAAUAGAGCAAUUAAUAGAAUUAGCCAACUACCAAGUCUUAAGUCAGCAACAAAAAAGUCGAGCAUUUUACCGCAUUCAAGCUACCCGCCUGAUGACUGGAGCAGGCAACAUUUUAAAGAGGCAUGCAGCUGACCAAGCAAGGAAGGCUGUCAGCAUGCACGAGGUCAACACGGAAGUGGCUGAAAAUGACCCAGUGAGUAAGAUUUUCUUUGAACAAGGGACCUAUCAGUGUCUGGAGAACUGUGGUACCGUAGCCCUGACUAUUAUCCGCAGAGGUGGUGAUUUGACCAACACGGUGUUUGUUGACUUUAGAACGGAGGAUGGCACAGCCAACGCGGGGUCUGAUUAUGAAUUUACUGAAGGAACUGUGGUUUUUAAGCCCGGUGAGACCCAGAAGGAAAUAAGAGUUGGCAUCAUUGAUGAUGAUAUCUUUGAGGAGGAUGAGAAUUUCCUUGUGCAUCUCAGCAAUGUCAAAGUGUCUUCAGAAGCUUCAGAAGAUGGCAUCCUGGAAGCCAAUCAUGUCUCUACCCUUGCUUGCCUGGGAUCUCCCUCCACUGCCACCGUGACUAUUUUUGAUGAUGACCACGCAGGCAUCUUUACUUUUGAAGAACCUGUGACUCAUGUGAGUGAGAGCAUUGGCAUCAUGGAGGUGAAAGUAUUGAGAACAUCUGGAGCACGAGGAAAUGUUAUUGUUCCCUAUAAAACCAUUGAAGGCACUGCCAGAGGCGGAGGGGAGGACUUUGAGGACACCUGUGGUGAGCUCGAGUUCCAGAACGAUGAAAUUGUCAAAACUAUAUCAGUCAAGGUAAUUGAUGAUGAGGAGUAUGAGAAAAACAAGACCUUCUUCCUUGAGAUUGGAGAGCCCCGCCUGGUGGAGAUGAGUGAGAAGAAAGCCCUGUUAUUGAAUGAGCUUGGUGGCUUCACAAUAACAGGAAAAUACCUGUAUGGCCAACCUGUCUUCAGGAAAGUUCAUGCUAGAGAACAUCCGAUCCCCUCUACUAUAAUCACCAUUGCAGAGGAAUAUGAUGACAAGCAGCCACUAACCAGCAAAGAGGAAGAGGAGAGGCGCAUUGCAGAGAUGGGGCGCCCCAUCCUAGGAGAGCACACCAAGCUGGAGGUGAUCAUUGAAGAAUCCUAUGAGUUCAAGAGUACCGUGGACAAACUUAUAAAGAAGACAAACCUAGCCCUUGUAGUUGGGACUAACAGCUGGAGGGAGCAGUUUAUCGAGGCGAUUACUGUCAGUGCUGGGGAAGAUGAUGAUGAUGAUGAAUGUGGGGAGGAGAAACUGCCCUCCUGCUUCGAUUAUGUGAUGCACUUUCUGACUGUGUUCUGGAAGGUCCUCUUCGCCUUUGUCCCCCCCACAGAAUACUGGAAUGGCUGGGCAUGUUUCAUUGUCUCCAUCCUCAUGAUUGGCAUCCUGACAGCUUUCAUCGGAGACCUGGCUUCCCACUUCGGCUGCACCAUCGGCCUGAAGGAUUCUGUGACUGCAGUGGUGUUUGUGGCGCUUGGAACUUCCGUGCCAGACACAUUUGCAAGCAAAGUGGCUGCUACCCAGGACCAGUACGCAGACGCAUCCAUAGGUAACGUCACGGGCAGCAACGCGGUGAAUGUCUUCCUGGGAAUCGGCGUGGCCUGGUCCAUCGCUGCCAUCUACCAUGCGGCCAACGGGGAACAGUUCAAAGUGUCCCCUGGCACGCUAGCUUUCUCUGUCACACUCUUCACCAUUUUUGCUUUCAUCAAUGUGGGGGUGCUGCUGUAUCGGCGAAGGCCAGAAAUCGGAGGUGAGCUGGGUGGGCCCCGGACUGCCAAGCUCCUCACAUCCUGCCUCUUUGUGCUCCUGUGGCUCUUGUACAUUUUCUUCUCCUCCCUGGAGGCCUACUGCCACAUAAAAGGCUUCUAAAGGAACAAUCAGAUAUAGUAAAUUUAUAUAUAUAUACAUAUAUAUAUACAUAAAAAUUAUGUAUAACAAACAGAGGAAACUGACAUUUGUCAUGUCCACUUACCUGCUGAUGGAAUCCAGCUUCAAGAGCAUACUCUGUACUAGGGCUGGAGCGAGAACGCAUCACCUCCCGUUCCCAGGGGCAUCGUCACGUUGAACAAGGCAUGGAGGCAGGGCCAUCUUUGCAGCUCAGCCUAGAAGGGCUGUGUUCUCCCCGGGUUCAUAAAUUGUUAAGUCUUUGAUUUGUUUUCUGUUUUUGCUUGUCUGGGGCAGGGGACAAGGAGGUUGCUGAUGUUAAGCUUUUGUUUUUGUUUUGUUUUAUUGAUUUGAGGUGGGGAGAAUCAGGGUUUUUGCUUCUCUUAUGGAGAGUGAUGACCAAUCUAAAUGCAAAUGGGUUUCUGGUAGAAAUGAAAAUCAUUAAGAUUACUCUUUCCCCAACACACUUUAAAAAUUAUUCUGGAGUGAGAAAGGAAAUGGGCAUGGAAGAAGAAAGAAGCAUGUGUUCACCCUGUUACUAAAUUUCAUGCUCACCUCUGGCACGAGAGCAGAGGUGACACUGCCUCCAAGAAGAAAUAUGGGAGCUGGAAUGUAGCCAAGGAAAGAGUCAGUCUGAUAUUUAAAGAUAUGAUACCUGGCACUCUUGUUCAACAGGUAUAGGAAUCACAUGCCUAGAUUCCCAGGAACAUGAAAACCCUUUCCUAUCUCUUUAGCACUGGACUGUGAUUGGCAAGGCCCUUAUUCUGGUGUUCCAGCCCAACUAGCCCCCUCCCCCGCACCGGUUCAGCUCCCAAGCCUCUUCCUCCUGCCCACCAACCCUCCUACAAACAGGAAGAAUAACCCCAUUCUAAAAGCACAUCAUCCUUUUCCAUGCACAUCAGUUCGAGUCUCAGUCCCACACUGGUGUUGCCUGGGAUCGUCCAUCGGUUUUGUUUUCGAAAGCAUCCAUGGCCUGCAUAGCUGUGUCCCAGUCAUGACUGAACAUUUGCUCCUCCUUCAUGUGCCUGUUUGGGAAUGUUGUUGUGAUACCUGUUACACAGUGCAUGGAUGAAAAAUAAAUACAACAAAACAAAGCGUAGCUGUAUAUAGUAGAGUAGAGCAUAUACGUUCUCCCAUUCAGCGACAUUGAUUGGACAUUGAAGACAUCAGUGAGUUUUCCUUUCACCUGAGUUGUCACCUUUGUGUUGUAAUUGAGUUGUAUGAGCGAUAAAAGGAGGAAAUGGUUUGGACCUGCAACCUUCAUGUCUAAGAAGCACUGUAACUGCCCCAUGGGAGGUUAAAGAUGUUGAGAGGACAGCAGGCCAACCAUAGAGUAUCUUCGUGGAGAAGUAGCUAGCCAUGUGGUACACCUGGGAAACCUCUGCAAAACUCCAUUGAUUCAGGAAGGCAAAGGUGAAGGUGCUGUAGAGAAGGGAAGGUAUUAGAUGUGCCGGGCUUUAGAAGCCUCCACUCCCGUGACACUCCUGCCCCCAGAGUAUUUAUUUCACAUCUGCUCUGUCUGGCACAGAUGGUAGAUAGUGCUGGUUUGUUAUUUUAUUUUUUUAUGUAAAAGGCUAUUUGGAGCCCUGUUUCUUUCGCCGUCUGGAUCCCUCCGAUUAUAUCUGCAGUUCCUGAGGAGGAAAGAAGCCACGGUGAGCAAUAGGCCUUUGCAAGUGUGUCUUCUCUACUUAGGACAAAGGAGGAAGCAAUUAUAUGAGCUAAUGUGUACCUCCCAGGAGGAUUGCCCUGGGGGGUGGGGAGGGAUUAACCCUGGAAAAGGAACGGUUCUUUCAUUUUCACAAUAUCAAAGAGCGUGGAUAAACCCAACAUUCCAUCGUCAGGAGUCCAUGAAUGAGGAGAAAUGGAAUGACACAGGUCCCCUCUCAGAUACUUCUCUAAAGAAUCCAAGGCCAGAGCCACCCCUCAGGCCCUCUGUAUUGAUUUAAAGGUAUACUUAACAAUUUUCAUUUCUUAUUUUCUCUUCUGUCACUUAGUAAUCACAAUCAUUCAUCAUUUAAUAAACACUGGGUUCCUGAAUGAAUAAUGAAAUGCUGGUACCCAUUCAACAUGCCAGGUCCUGCAAGAGGUGCUCUCUCUUAGGAACUGAACCACGGAUAAGACAGCCCAGAUCCCUGUCCUGAGGGGGUUCCCUGUUAAGGUGAUGGCCAUUUCUAUAAGCAAGAGCUAACCCAGCCAAAGGGAAACAGUUUGACCUUGCAAGAAAAAGGCAAGUAUGAAACUCUCUUGUCUAAAUAUCUAUGAUUUUUCUUUAACUAGGAGAGUAUAAGGUACAGGUUUUCCUAAGCAUUCUGGGUAUCCUUAGCCAAUCUUACAGAUAUGAACAUCUUUUCAAUUUAAACCAGGUGAGACAAUAUGAUAUUGGUGAUUCAGAUCAAGAGAAGGCCCGGUUAAUCUCAGUUUUUCUCUCUGUUGGACAACAGUACUUUUCUAUGCCUUCUAGAGCUCUACAACUUCUCCUGUAUCCUGCAGCAUCACCCUGGACCACUCAUGGCCCAACACACUGGUGGCACACUCUAACCCAUUUGGGGGAAGAUUUAUUAAAUAGAAAGCUAGCUUAGAAACAUCAAGUAAAUAAUCACAGGAUACGAGUUGUUUAAACAUCAGAAGGACUUUGCACUCCUUUCUAGCCAUAUUUGGAAUGUUAACCAUCCCAUAGCAAAUUUUCACAGAGGACUUUAAGAAAUCCUUGCCAUUGGUCAAUUUCAAGUUCAAAGCUUUUUGGUUUGUUUGCUUUUGAAAUUUUCAUGUUAUAGGGAAAAUAUGAUUCUGGUUGUUCAGGGUUGUAUUAGUCAUUAUAGUUGUGUAAAAAUUUCAUUUUGUUUGAUUAUUUUAUUUUGUGUGUAUUGUGCACAGCUUUAGGGGGGGAGUGCACUAAUUGUGCUGUUCCUUAUAAAUGGUACACAUUAUUGACACAGACAAAUAAAGUUUCUAAUUGUUUCUGACUUAAUCACUAGUGAUACAGCAUAUUCUGUAUGGAAUGUUUUCUCUCUUCUCAUUGUCAUCUACUUCAUCCUUUGUUUUCAUGUUUUGAAGAAAUAAAGACCAAAACGGUAUUAUUGUGCAACUGGUCUCCUCAUCCAAGAGAAAGAAAAUAGAUACUCAGUAUUUACCUUGCAAAUGUCAACCCUUCGGUCAUGCCUUGUUUCCUUUUAAUGUCUCAAGAGAGCAUAGUGUCAGUACAUUCUCUGACACUGUUGAGAUCAAUGUUGGACAUUUCUCACAUUUCACUAAUUGUUUUCUUUCCAUCUUUUGGUACCACUUACCUACAUUCUUUCUGCAUUCAUGAACAUGAACUCAUGAACAGUUCCACAUCAAACCACUGUUUAGCAUGUGGAGUAUUUACUAUAUCAAAUCAAUUCUAAUAAAAAGAAGGGUGUAACUAGGUGCUUCCCCAAGAGAUACUUAAGUAAAUUGCUCUUUUACUAUUGCAUACUGUAUUCCUCCUGAAUCAUUAAUAAUGUGUGUCUAAUUAUGUUAAUUCAUAUGUCAUAAUCAAAACAGUAUAGGAAGAGGUGACACCGGAAAUGAAAUCAGCAUUUGUAGAGAAAAAAAGUGAUCUCUAGUUUGUGUAUCCACUUAAAAGUAUAUGUUACUAUUAAUAGAUUUAGUUCUUACUAAAAUAGAAUCGUCCACUGUGUACAUGUAAUAUUUCAUUCAUCUGAUUGUCCUUAAAAUUUUCUUUGGAAUUCCUGAUUAUACCCAUACAUGGUCAUGUGUGGAAUGCUUUCAUUUAUAAAGAUAAUUGUCUUGGCUCAACAGUUAAUAUAUCUUCUGGGACCCAAUAUUUGGUUUAACACAAAAAUGAGCAGCCAACAUUUACUUCUUUAACAGCAAAAGGAGUAGCCCUGUUUAGCAACUCUUCAGCAAAUGCUGUGGCUCAACAAUUCUAAACUCUUGUAAUUUUAUUCUUUCAAAGAUUCUGAUUCAAGCCUUCCACCAGUGAAGAUUUUAUAGAGCUUGGCUUUUGUGGUUCAGAGCAUAAACACCCUAAGAUAUUUUUUCUUCUUAAAAAAAUGGUGGGGUUUUUUGUUAUUUUAUUUUAUUUUAUUUUCUGAAAACAUGAUGUCUUCAACAACCUGCAGAUAUUCUGCUAGGUGGCUUUUAUCUACCAUGAAAAUUCCUAAUGUGGUACUUUUCCCCCAGUGGUCUCACUUUUAAUAAAAGCUCACCUUACACAUGGUAUGGUCCACAGGGAACUUGAUUCAUUGUUGCUUCCACAGCCCAGGUCCCCUGAUCCUAACCUGUCAAAGUGAGAAUCACCAGUUUGCUCUGAAAACAUCUUAAGAACUCUGUGGAAGCAAUCAGAAAAAAUCACACAUUUCCUCUGAUAGAUGAUAAAGCCCUCCAUUCCCUAAGUGUGAAAAAACCACUUUCUCAAGGAUGUAAACUAGGUCCUUUUUCAAUGUUUCCUGGCUCAAGAUGUGAAGUCCCACUUUUCAUCAUCGUUUUCUGGGUCUGAUCUUGGGCAGUUACAUCCAGAGCAAGUCUUGAAUAGUUUCCUAACUUCAAGAAUAUUUGGCCAUCUCAUUAUCAACCAUGUACAACCCUGGAUCUUACAUGACCUACAAAGGGCACUUGACUUUUGUUGCCAUAAUCACUGCACUUGGCCAAGACAUUCUAGCUGUUAGUAAAGUGGGGAUUUCAAUUGAUAAAUAGAAAUUUAUUAAUUGUAUUACAUAGAAGAGAUAUACAAAAUCAUACUUCUACAGAGAAACAAAAAUGUUACUAUUAGCUUUCGCUCAGAUCUACCUAUAGGUUUUGGUAAGGGAUUCCAUUUCUGCUCUUCUUUUCAACAAUUGUGUUCUUACCACUUCUUAGCCACAUUCAUUGUCUUCCACCCAACGUAUGUGAAGUUUUGGUUAGCUCUGAUUGUACUGGUACUCCACCUUCAAAGGUGGGAAGGAGAAACUAUUGUAAGAGAGAUUUCAUUUUUGAAGUCCCAUCAAGCCAGGGUUAAUCAUCUCCCAAAGCAGAAAAUGUCUUUACCUGUAGGAGUGACCACCAAGUGGUAGGACUCCCAAAGGAGAGAGUGCUUCAGCUUUCCAGCCAACAGAAAUGGGUGAGUAUCUAUCUGUCUAUGGCUUUUUCCCUUCCCGCCAAGAUAUCCAAAAAGAUACAUUCAGAGGUUCUCCCAAUUUUAAUUUUGUCAAAGGUCCUCCAAUCAAGUUUCCUAUGGGACUUUUAAAUUAGCGGUCAUUGUAUAAACUAUUUUAAUGGAUUGAUUGAUUUGUAGCCAUUUUAACUUUAAAAAAGAAACGUAACUUUGUAGUUAGAUUUAUGACCCAUGUCUUUACAGGAAGACUUGCUUGCCUGGAAGUGCCUGGUCAUCAAUGCAGUAUUUCAUAGACGCUUGACUUUCCCAUGAUCUUUUUCAAAGACUCAGAGAGGUAUCCACUUGAGAAUAUGCAACCUUUUUUCUUUUCCCAAUUUCUAACUUUUGUAGUUCUUCCAUGUCCAUUCCCACCACAUUCAUUACCUCAUCAGUGUUCACUAUGCCUCUCAGCAGUAAGGAAAAGACUCAUGCUAAAAAUCCUCUGGGCAUGUGUUUUCUGAAAGUGAAUUUGUCAUUGGAAAAUCAAAUAUAAUGAUGUUCCACCUAGAAAACAGUUACUAGAUCAUAGGGUGGUAUCUCUAUAAAUGUUUAGGACAAGGUUAUAUCCUACAGCUACACACUACAGCAGCAUUGUUCAUUUUAUUCCUCUCUGGAUCAUAAGUUUUUCAUAUGUCAGAGGCAAUCUACCUAGCCUUUUAUUCUAUCAAUAUAUAUAGGUAUGGACAAGGAUAAAGACUCCCACAUACUUCUUCAAAGGUGACAUAUAUAAACAUAGAAAAAUAUCAUGUAUAGUUUCCAUGCCUCCAAGAAAUAUGAGUGGAUCAAAUGCUUCUCUGAGGUCAUUUAUAUUCAUGAUAUGCAAAUAGUAGUAAAAUUCACAUUGUAACCAAACACACCAGGAGAGAAAUUAGCUAACUUCAGUGUUAUUCAAUGUUAUUGAGUCAAUUUUGACAAUUAAAGCACAGCCAACCCUACUGAUUUUCUGAUUGCAAAGACAGAUCUACCUAGCCAAAUCCGAGAGUGUAGAGGGGAAUUCAUGUGCUAGAAUGAUUAUACAGCUCUCUUACUGGAAACUCUUUAUUUGCUUAGAAGGAUCUGGCUCAGAGAUUUUUCGAAGACAUUCUCCUACAUUCUCAAGUUGAAAUAACCUACAUUUAAUUUGCAGAAUUUUUUAUUGGACCUCUUGAAGCCACACGGUUGGGCAAUAGAUAAAUUCUCCAAAGAGAUCUUUCCUUAAACUCUGAUCCUAUAUUUGCAAUGAACCAUCCUCCAAUAUGAAGGUCCCUUUCUUUCCAAGUGGAAGGAACAAUUCUAUUCAAUAACCAAAUAUGUAACCACUUUUCAAAAUAUUUCACCCCCAAAAUAGACUAAAUUAUAUAAAUAUUUAAGAUAAAGCUGUUACGGCCCACAUGUCCAGUUUUGAGAAAAAUAAUUAUCUUACCUUCUUAUACUUGACAUUAAAAUUUGAAAAAUACUCCAAGGAAGAAAUCUUGAAGGAUUUGCCAUUUUUAUGAUGCUCAUAUAAUUGAAGAAUAUGGCUAAAAUAAUGACCUGGGUGAGAAUUAUCUAUGUGGUUGGCAAGAACAUAUUUUAAAAUGAGAGAAUGAGCCAAAAGAAAAUGUGUUAAGAUUUCACCCGAAACUACCCUUGUCUAAGAUAUUUGAAAGUCAUUAUCCUUAAGGAAGAUAGAUUCCCAGUUUUCAGAAAACAACAGUAAAAUUAAAACUUGUAUUCUCAGUUUUUAUAUGAGAAUCAAAGCUGGGAAUACACAAAUUUUGGCUUUGGCAACCAAAAAAUAUGCUUCUGGAACAUUUUUCUGUAUUAUUCUAUUCUUUUGCUGUAUACACUGGACUUGUACAAAUAUCCUAUAAAAAUGCUUUUGAUAAUUUCCUCAUUUUUUAUUGUUGUGAACUUUCUAAAUUUCACAACAUAGUAACUUGAUAACUUCAUUUAUAAAAGGCUCAUUUCACUUUGAUGUUAUUCACACUUCAUAAUUAAUUUGAAUAUUUAAAAUAAUUAAUACUUCAGAUGGGAUAUUGAGCUUGAGUCUAGCCUAAGUAAACAAGUCCAGACAGACCUAUCAGUAGCUAAAAGGCUUCUGAAAUACUGGCCUUUUCAUGCACAGCAAAUAAAAACAUUGUUUUCAAUCUUCUUUUUCAUCAAAAGUUGCCAUUUCAACCAAUGCAAAAACAAAAAGAUUUGAAAUGCUAGUUUGAAGAUUAUUUCUGUGAGAAUCAGACAUGGUUUCAGCAGAAAAUCUCCUCUAUUCCAUCUCUUCCUAGAGCUUAAAUAUACAUAAAUACAAAAAUAGAUGAUGUAUGCCAAAGAACUCAAAUUGCAUUUUCAGAUGUCUAGGAUUACCCUAAAAGCCCAUGUCAGGUUAGUGUUCCUUUUUAUCAGAUCUCUUUCAUACGUGGAAAAAUGGGAGAGAGAUGUGGAAGGAAGCAGAUUUCAGAUUUUUUUUUCCUUUUUAGCUAAAGAUGCAAAUUCAAAGUUGUGUAAAACCUGCUUAGAAUACUGUUAAUUAAAUCUAUUCUUCAAAAAAAUAAGUAGAUUUUAAGAAGACAGAAAUUCAUUUUUCUUCCCUCAGUCGGCAAGCAUUUCUAAUAGAAAUUUCUUGGAUCAAUUAGGGCUCCUUUCUGACUUUCUGAAUUACCCUCUGUUUUGGGCCAUGGGGGCGGCGGAGGGUGGGGAGUGGGCACAUUGAAAACAGCUCUUGAAAAAUAACCCUUCUCUAGGUCAAAUAUUGUGGUAUUAAAAGGCUGAAAUUUUGUAUUUUUCCCUGGAAACAUAGCAGUGAGCCAACAAGCCCUCAUACAUUCAUCAUUAUUUUCUAGAAGUGUGUUUUGGCACGUUGGGAUAAAAAGAAUGGGAUGCCCACCUAAUUCUGCCCCUAAUACCUAAUCAUCUACCACCAUGUAGAUUCUCCAUUAGCUGUAGUUUAGCUUAGAUAUUCUCAACUUAACCAAGCCUCAACUCUCAUGUAUACUGGUUGUCUUAUCCCUAGUUUUGCAAACUAGCCCUUUCAACCAGUUGGUGCAUGAGAUAUCUCCAAGGGGAAGGAUGAGGAGCGGGUAGAAAGUGGGAUGUAACUUUCAUGCCAAGUCACUGGAACCUAUUUAACCAACUGUUUUACUAUAUAUUGGACUCCAUUUGGGACAAUUCUAUUGAAAAUACUAGAAGGACUUUAUUGGUAUUUCAUCAACUAAACUUUUGUGGUACUGGAUCUAAGCAAAGGAUAGCAUCAUGCAAAAAAAUUAAAGUUAUUUUUAUUAGCUACACUGUUGCUACAACUUGGAAGAAUUUCAGUCUAAAAUAAGAACAGUGUUUUGCUGCCAUCACUAAUCCUAUAGGAAAUUUGACAGGCUGAAUCUUCUUUGAGACAGAUGAUGCUAUGGUGAAUGUAUACAUGAGGCUUAAAAUAAUCUUGAUAGUUCUCAGGUUAUUCUCCCAGAUUCUGCAUAGAUUUACUUUCUUAAAACAAAUGAGUCUAUUUCUCAUCAAAAUGGUUUCGGAAUUUUCCCAGUAAGCAUCCAAAGAACCUAUGAGUUUUAGAUUGCAUCAGUGGCUCUGCUUCAGUGUCCACUUUUCUGAUUUCUGACCCUUAAUCCCUGUGCACAUCUUUCAGGAACAACUGCAGAUGGUGAGAGAAAGCCAAAUGGAAGGGCUGUAUUCCCUUUCAAAAGACUAAAUUGACUUUUUACUUUUAAAAAUGACUGUUUCAAAUUUUUAAUUUUAAGGACAAACCCAAGAGAGACGCUUUUAAAUGCCAGAUCUGAAGCAGAUAUUGCAUUUUUGCAAAACUACCAGGAAAAUUUGUCAAUGAUGGAGACAUGGGAUUUACCAACAUCAGUGCCGAAUCACUGCUCUCCCCCAUGCCAUCAUAGAGUAUCAACAAGUGAACAAGAAGUCAGUCAGGAGAGACAGAUCACUAUUAGUUUCAUAAUCACGUCACCAUCAAAUGCUAGAUGGGGUCAGGAAGUAGGCAAAAUAGAUGGGAUCAAUUCUAAUCCUCAUCACCUUGCUCCCCUGCAUGAUGGCUAUGGUCUAUGAGCAUGAGAACAAUGCCAGAAAUACAUUUUUCACUUGAUGUGAAUAUUACCUCCAGAGAUUCUUUUCUGCUCUGAGCUGCAUAUUGCGUUUGACUCAAACAUUUCCAAACAGAGUCAUGCAACUCCAUCACAUACUUGUUGCCUGCUUGGAGAAUUAAUCCUCUUUGCAAACUGGUUGCCAUGGAACCAGUUUUUAAAAACACUGAGAAAGCAACAUAGCUAAGUGAUGAGGAGGAUCCAGUGAUAACUAGUCUAAACUUGUAUUUUUUUUUUCUUUCCAGCCAAUGCACUGACUCUUCAACUCAAAAAAAAAAAAAAUCAUUAUUUCAUUAGUAAAAUGAAAAUAGUAAUUGCAUUGUUAUUGUUUAAAAUUAAUUGAUAAUCUCUUCAGAGUUUGAAGCUUCCACUAACUAAAAAUGAGAUCCAUGGGUAACAUAUGAUUUUACCCAAAGCUGGGGUUUGUUUUGUGAAGAAACCAGAACUGGUUUGGGUCUCUUUAGAGCAAUACACGAGAUAUUUAACAACAUUUGAAAAUAAUGAGGAAGGUUCAGCACAGGCUGCUAGGUUAUAGAGGUGGGCAAGGCUUCUGACAGGCUCUAAAAGUUUUGCUCCUCCAUGGAAGAUUUUAUCUGUCAUGGUUCCCAGUGGAAUAUUUCCCCACACUCCUUCAGUAGGAGACUGACAUGGCUCCAGAAUCUGCCUUUCAUUUUCUAAUUCUCCCAGGAGAAACAGGCAUUCCAGAGGUUGUAAUAUAAAAGAAAAACGGGGGGAAAAAAUAACAGGAGCCUCAUUGGUUGAUCCAGAAAUUUUGUGUAGCACAGACCAUUCUAAUUGUCUCCAUAUUACUAUUACUAAAUGGCUUUUUUAAAGUGACUGCAACACACCUAGGAAAAAGAUUUGAGGAGCUAUUUCUAACCCUUAAUCAAAAGUCAGAAAUUACUUUGAUGACAGGAUCUUAAAGUUGCUUCAUCUUCCUGCUUAGUCCUCGCAAAUCAAUAGGGAUUGAGCAAUGCAGAAAGUGUUUGGACAGUACUCAUGAAUUAGAAUUCAGAUCUGGGUACUGGAGCUAAAUAAAUAUCAACUGGCAAAUUACCUGAGGAAAAAGAAUCAGAAAGAAGUUAAACCCAAAAGGGCACAGUUUAACAAAUCUGUCCUCCAAGAUCAUUGACUUAUUUUAUGUUCAGUUAAAACUUUUUAAAAAACAUAUACAUAUAACCAAGGUAAUGGAGUCAUGUUUAAAUCAAAUGUCAGUCUAUCACAUUUUUUAAAUCAUACAAUCCCAUAAACUUUAAGCAUUUAUUUUGGGCAGAGUAUUAUAGGCACCCAAAGAUAAUAUGAAGAAUUCAAGACAAGGUAAUUUCAAGAAAAUUAACACUAGCCCUGAAUUUAGUCAGGAAGAGUCCAGUUGUGACACUUUAAUUAAAUUAACCUUCCAUUUUUGGUCUAGAGAUAUUUUGUCAAUUUGAGACUGCUUAAUGGGGUCAGGCUGAAACAUAUCAAGGAAUCUUCCUUAAAUAGAAAUAGAACCAUUCAUUUUCCUAACUUCACAUUCUGUCUUUCACCAAUGAGAUAAAUGAAUUUAGACAUAUCCAAUGUCUGCCAUGCACCAAAGUCUAUAGGAGAGUGACAUCCAGUCUUAUUUCAACAUUUCAAGUUGGGGAAAAACUUGUUCUGAAGAUCAUUGGCCUCCUCGUUACUGCAUUUUUUUUUUCCUACCACGUGUUGAUAUUAAUUCAUCACUGGUUUUCUUUGUCUGCUGCUCUUUUGACUUUGAGGUAUCUGGCUGUAUCUCAGGGAGUCCCAACUCCAGCUGUCACCUUUUAACAGCCAAGUAGAGAAGACCUUAGUCCCUAUGUCUGAGGACACAAUGUCCUCUUCAUUCCAACAUCAAACAGUCCCCAGGGAGGAGGCCCCAAAGGCUUUCCUCUUUUGAAAAUUAGAAUUUGUUUGAGGAUUAUGAAUCUUGAGCUCUCUAAGACUUGAAUUUCCUCAUCAUUAAAUGGAGGACUUCAUCUUUCACUUGGUUUUCCAGAACAUACCAAGCCCUAUAUGAUCCAUGGUUCCUGUUAUCAACCCAGUGGGUAUGGGUUGAAGGUGCUUUAGGUUGUGAACCAGUUGGUCCUCAUAAAAUGCCUUGUGGUACUUGAUUACCAGUGUAAAUGUCAAGCCAAGAAAAUCAUAUUAAGUCUGAUAGGCAUUUACGCACUACUGAAAAAAUUUCCCUUCCCUAAGGAGAGUAAAAAAUGUCUCCCUUUGCAGUAUGCCAACAACAGAACAUUUAAAGAGUUGGGAGUGCAUUCCACAUCAGUGACUUUCCUAAGGUUGAAUCUGUGGUUCUUCUAAAUGUAAACUGUGACUUCACACAGUUUCCCACAGUAAUUCUACUUUUUCAUUUUUUUGUACUUAAUUACAACUGACUGACAGCAGUGAUUUCAUACUAAAGUGUGUACAUACAAACAGGAUGCACAUUGACCAGGAGAAAGAUGUUAAAAGAUAGAGUAUUCUAAAGGAAGAUGAAAAAAGGAUUGCAUUUGCUAUGGAUUCAAAUGUCGUUUAAACACCUCUCUUGUUAUGGAGAAAAUGAAUCCUGAAAAACAUUUUACAAAAAGAUUUCAAUCCCAUCCCUAGCAAUCAUCUGGUUUGCCACAGCCCAAAUGUCUCAUUAGCAAUCUGAAAUUGCACACGGUUGGAGAAAAUAUAGCAAGAGGAUAUAGACACUGCCAUGGGGAAAAGAAAAAGAAAAAAGGAAAAAAAGCAACUGUGACUAACUCUGCUUAUGUAAACAAGGAAUGUCUUAGUGGAAUACAUGUAAGCUUUCUCCUGAAGGAAUCCCAGUUAGAAUACCAUCAGAAAUAGCAAACCCAUUUCAACAUCACAGCAGUAAUAUAUGCCAAUUUUAUUAGCACUGAGGCACAAAGCCACAUUUGUCAGGGGGAAAGGUAAACAAAAAUUCCCAACACUGCAACUGAUAAAGCCACCUUUCAAGAGCAGUUGUUGAGAGAGAAAUUUAAAAGGUAGUAUUUUUGUCAUAACUAUAGUAAUGUCUAGUAAUGUCUCUGACUUCCACCUAGGGACAAAAUUACUUUUACUUCUCCCAUUAUAAGUUUUUAUAUAGAGCUGAUAUUCCACAGCAGUAGGCAUCCUAUUUUUAUAUUUUGUUAAGUACCUCUCAUUUAAUUUGACCCCCAUUUCACAUUUGAUUAGAAAAUCCUAAACUGGAAACAUAGAUUUUUCUGCCUUUUUAAAAAACAAAUCUGCACCAUAAGCAUUUUCUAGAGAUGACUGCCUUAAGCCAUCCUGAUAGCCCUGUCAAUCAGUGACAGGUGCGUGGAUUAAGGCGCGAACCUGUAAAUGGACUGAAAUUUCCUUCUGCACCAGGAGCUGCCUCUUCACACAAACUCAUGUCUCUUCUUCCUCAACCCCUUGUGCCAGCCCAGCCUCUUGAACUGACCCAGGUCCACCUGUCAGUCAAAAGAACCGCAACUUCUAAUUACACGUGUUGACAGCUUGUCCAACUGAAUUUCGCAUCGAUGGAAUUUCACGGAGUGCCUUUAGUGUUCUUGCUUCCUCUUUACUCCUUUAUAUAGGUCCUUGCAUUAGAUGGACUUUAAAAAGUAUUUUACUAGAAAAACCCAACAUAAUUUUGUGUUCGGGGAAGAAACUGUGAACAACCUUAGCUAUUAUAAUCACUCUGAGAUAAUAGGGACAAGAAUUUCACCUGUGUGGCAAGAGGAGCCAUUUAAUACUAUUCCUAAAAUAAUAUUCUCUGAAGAAAGGCCAUAGAGUCUUCCUGAAAUAGUUUUUUUGGGACUCAAAUCUAAUACUGUAUAAAAGGCACAUUCCCUUCAGAGGAAGGUCAUAGGUUAGAGCAUGAGUUUGUGUCACAUUUUACAUGGAUUUGCUGCAUAUGCAAAUAUAGGACUUAAACUUUGGAAUCUCUGUUUCUCAAAAAUUAAACUGGCACCAGUGGAAUCUGUCCCUUGACUACAUUAUAAGAAUGACUUGGGAAAAAUCCAAUACUGAUCUUCACAUUCUAAAUGGAAAAGCUUUGUCCUGGGAGCACAAAUAACUGGUGUGUUUUAAAAUAAGCUGCUACAGGGGUUCUUAACACCUGGUCCCCAACAAGAAAGCAGAAGCAGCAACUUUGAAAUUUGAUAGGUGUCUAAAUUCUCUGGUGCCACCUGAGGCCCUAACUCAGACCUACGAAUCAGAAAUUCUGGGAGUGAGCCCCGCACUGUGGGUUUUAACAAGCCCUUGGGAUGGUUCUAAAGUUAUGUUCAAGUUUGCAUGGUCAAGAAAAAUUCAUGUCACGCACAGUUUAACUCUGUCUCCUCAUAGGAAGAAGCUUUAAAGCUUAAAUGAUCAGUUCCACCUAGGCCCAGCCCAUUCUGAUAUAUGGACAGAAAUAUCCACCAAUCCAAUGUAAAAUACAAUUUAAAGGAAAAUUGAUCCUAACAAACACUCCUUACUUGUGUAACUGAGCUUCAGGCAGGAUCUCCAAUCAAAGAGAUUUCUCAUCAGCUUUUCUAGUUCUUUUUUAAAACCAACAGCUAAUCUGCUUUGCCUGACUGCCAGGGUCUAGAGAAUGACCUUGGACACCUGUUUCUUGAUUAGCUCUGGCCCAUUUGCCUUAAUGCUAAACCGACAUUUAACAGAACCGAGUUAUAGUUAAUGACAAGGUCUACUAGUUUGAAGAGACGGUAUGGACAGAACUAAAAUGACUACUGAUUCCAAGUGAGCUUUGGUUUUAGGAGAUAGUUUCAAAGGCUCACAUAGCUCAUAAAAGCUGGAAACCACAGAAAGAGUAGACAUCAAUCUCAAGACCCCUGGGAGCUUUUUCCUAGGCUUAUUUGAAUUGGUGCAGAACCAGACUGGAGAGCCAGCAAGUGAUUUUGCUUCUAAAAAUGGCUUAGUAAGGGAGUUUAAGAUAGUAGGUUACGUGUGUGUGCAUAUGUGUGUAUGCUUCCUUAAUUCAAACCUGAAAAUAACACAUUAACAGCUACUUCAAACAUCCAUAUGUAUUGUGGCCCCUCCUGUUGAUCCAGAAAAGUAAAUUCAAAGUUGGCAAAAAAGAGGCCUCAAAUAGAAUCUCAACAGUAAUAUUUUGAAGAAAAAUGUUAAACUAUCUUUCCUUAGAAGGAGUCAGACUGGUCAGAUACCUUCAAAUGACUGCUAUUUUUCAGGAAUUACUGAAAAAGAUAACUGAUAUAUCAUAAUGUUCUACUUGCUUCUCUAAAAUCUGUCGACCUGGUCAAAGUUUGAGCAUUUGGGUGUCCCAUCCCACGUUCUGCCUCUGACAGCUUUUUCUCACUGGCUCUUCCCUGAUGUGACCUGACCAUCACAUAGCCCCAGCUAAAGCACAGUCUCUCCAUCCUCUGUCCCCACCCCCGUGCCCAUCUCCAUCUACAUAUUGUCUUUCAUUCAAAGUUAAAGGCUCACUGAGAAGAUACUUCUUAGAAUAAUCACCAAAUGUCAAGAUGCUUUUGAGGGGACAUGCACUUUUGUAGGGGAGGGGCUGGAUCACACUGACUGGGACUCACUCAGGUCCAGCACCUUGACCUCUCUUCCAAAACUUUGCAGUCCACAAGGCCAACUUAUAGCGGUGGCUAGCCUUUGUCCACAUCCUUGGUUUUUGUGAUUAACUCAAGUCUUAAAUCUUGAAACAAACCUGGAUCAAAAUUUUCUCUCAGAAAGGAGUUCCCACUGGGGCGCAAAGGGAUCGGCAGCAUCUCUGCAGCACCAGGACACAGGUUUGAUCUCCAGCUGGGCAUAGCAGGUUAGGGGUUCAGUGUUAAGUGUAGGUUGCAGCUUCAGCUCAGAUCUGAUCCCUGGCCCGGGAAAUCCAUAAGCCAUGGGUGGCCAAAAAAGAAAAUACUCUCAGAAAGCUUAGGAAAAUAAGUUACAUCUUCUAAGGCCCUUUUAACCUAUAUGGUACCUUAAAAAGGCCUUGACAUUAGAAGGUAACAGAUAAUAUCCUGGCAGCUUUUGCCUUUCAGUGCCAUUCAGAGUGAUUUUCACAGGCCAGUGGUGCAAUUUAACCCUUCUAAUAAGCCAUAAUAAUAGUUGUUGGCACAACUGUUAUUACAAUGGGGACUUCCCUGGAUUUCAUCUAUUAAUUUGCGUAGACAGUAGGAAGCUCACACUGAGAGACAUUUUGAGCUUCCUAGAUGAGGGCAACAGAAGGAACCAGGACCUUGUACAGACUGUAUAUCUGCACAAAACAUAGUUCAUGCCCUGGGAGUGCCCUGUGAGGGGCAGGUGAGAUGGGAGAAUUCAAGGAGGAAACAUUUAGAACAUCUCCUUUGUCUUUGAUGCAAUUCAUUCCCACUGAAUAAGCUUGGUGGAUACUUUGAUAGUGAACUUAACUCAUUCUAGCUAGCACAACAGGCAAUCCUUAAAAAAAAAGGGAGGCAGGACAUUGUGUCAAAGGUGCCUCUUCCUGAGAGGUGACAAUUAAUUCCCUGUAAGAGACAGAAGAAAAAAAAAAAAAA